UCAGCUCACCUGGCGAGCCUGCCUAGUAACGAGCCUGUUCCCCUGCAGGUUAGCAAUCCGAAGCGAUGGGCGACUGGAGCUUCCUGGGGAGACUCCUAGAGAACGCCCAGGAGCACUCCACCGUCAUCGGCAAGGUCUGGCUCACGGUGCUGUUCAUCUUCAGGAUCCUGGUGCUGGGGGCCGCGGCCGAGGAGGUCUGGGGCGACGAGCAGUCGGACUUCACGUGCAACACGCAGCAGCCGGGCUGCGAGAACGUGUGCUACGACCGCGCCUUCCCCAUCUCGCACGUGCGCUUCUGGGUGCUGCAGAUCAUCUUCGUGUCCACGCCCACCCUCGUCUACCUGGGCCACGUGCUGCACCUGGUGCGCAUGGAGGAGAAGAGGAGGGAACGGGAGGAGGAGCGGCUGAAGGCCGACGGCCCGCCGCUCGGGCCGGACAGGCCCCCGGUGCGCGACGACCGGGGCAAGGUCCGCCUGGCCGGCGCCCUGCUCCGCACCUACGUCUUCAACAUCAUCUUCAAGACGCUGUUCGAGGUGGGCUUCAUCGCCGGGCAGUACUUCCUGUACGGCUUCCAGCUGAAGCCGCUGUACCGCUGUGACCGGUGGCCCUGCCCCAACACGGUGGACUGCUUCAUCUCGCGGCCCACGGAGAAGACCAUCUUCAUCCUCUUCAUGCUGGCCGUGGCCUGCGUGUCCCUCUUGCUCAACAUGCUGGAGAUCUACCACCUGGGCUGGAAGAAGCUGAAACAGGGCAUGACCGACCCUUACCGCCCGGACACUCCCGGCUCCAGCGGGAGGGCCGCAAAGCCUGGCUGCGGGGGCCCCCUCCUGCUGCCCUCCCGCUCCAGCGCCCCCGCCCUCACCGGCGGGUUCCCGCCCUACUACGCGCCCUCGGCCUCUUCCCUGGGCCAGGCGUCGGCCCCAGGCUACCCCGAGCCCCCUCCGCCCGCGGCCCUGCCCGGGACCCCCGGCGAGGGCCCCCCGGCCGGCUCCCCCGGCGGCCACCAGCACCCGCCCGCGACGGCGCCGAGCUGGGCCGACCGGGAGGCCGAGCUGCAGACUUCGGCCGGGAAGGCCUCGCCGCCGUGGUCCGCGCCCGCAGCCCCGCAGCCCCCUCCGGAGGGCGGGGCGGGGAGCUCGGGCGACAGCGACGGGGAGGGGGCGGUGACUGCCGCGGAGCUGCACGCGCCCCGCGAGCUCCCCGCAGACCCCGGCCGGUCCAGCAAGGCCAGUAGGUCCAGCGGCGGCCGGGCCAGGGCCGGUGACUUGGCCAUCUAG
This is a messenger RNA of Physeter macrocephalus (sperm whale), 1277 nucleotides long. It is a transcript of the gene GJA3, whose product is annotated as gap junction protein alpha 3. Gene Ontology annotation, cellular component: connexin complex; gap junction. Gene Ontology annotation, molecular function: gap junction channel activity. NCBI's taxonomy places the organism in Eukaryota, Metazoa, Chordata, Mammalia, Artiodactyla, Physeteridae. The transcript has a single exon. Gene Ontology annotation, biological process: cell-cell signaling; visual perception. The record is from RefSeq and is a predicted model, not a curated record. Bases 66 to 1277 code for a protein of 403 amino acids.